GCUGCGCUGGAGGGAGUCAGUGCAGUCCUGUGUCGGACACGCCCGCAGCCUGGACCCGGGAUCCCCAUUUCCCUAGAACCCCUGAGCCUCGGGCCUCCGCACCCACAUCCAAGGUGAGUCUCUCCGCUGGCUGUGCUGGGGCUGGAUGGGUCGGACCCUCUAUUCCGGCUGCAGCUUCCCGCGCAGUGAGAAGGCAGCGGUCCCUGAGAGCCCAGCAGUGCCCUGGGAGCCUGCAGAGCGCAGGGGCGGAUUCUGCGUCGCACUGGCCGUCACGGGGCGGCCGCGGAGGAGAGGGGUGGGUCGGUGGGUCUGACAACAGGUCUGCGUAGGCGGCCGCUUCUGUCCCUCCCAGCCCCUCGCUCCGCGCAAUGAGCGGGCCCCGGGCCCUGCUGGCCGCGCUCUGGGCGCUGGAAGCCGCCAGGGCCACGGCGCUUCGCAUCGGAGCCUUCAACAUCCAGAGCUUCGGCGACAGCAAAGUGUCGGACCCGGCUUGCGGCAGCAUCAUCGCGAAGAUCCUGGCGGGUUAUGACCUCGCGCUGGUGCAGGAGGUGCGAGACCCAGACCUCAGCGCCGUGUCCACGCUCAUGGAGCAGAUCAACAGGGUGUCCGAGCACGAGUACAGCUUUGUGAGCAGCCAGCCCCUGGGCCGGGACCAGUAUAAGGAGAUGUACCUGUUCGUGUACAGGAAGGACGCGGUGGCUGUCGUGGACACAUACCAGUACCCGGACCCCGAGGACGUCUUCAGCCGCGAGCCCUUCGUGGUCAAGUUCUCGGCCCCCGGCUCAGCGCAGAAGCUGGUGCUGAUCCCGCUGCACGCGGCGCCGCAUCAAGCCGUGGCGGAGAUCGACGCGCUCUACGACGUGUACCUGGACGUGAUCGACAAGUGGGGCACCGACGACAUGCUGUUCCUGGGGGACUUCAACGCCGACUGCAGCUAUGUGCGGGCGCAGGACUGGGCUGCCAUCCGCCUGAGAAGCAGUGAGGUCUUCAAGUGGCUCAUCCCUGACAGCGCCGACACCACGGUGGGUAACUCAGAUUGCGCCUACGACCGCAUCGUGGCCUGCGGCGCCCGCCUGCGCCGAAGCCUGAAGCCCCAGUCGGCCACUGUGCACGACUUCCAGGAGGAAUUCGGCCUGGACCAGACUCAGGCGCUCGCCAUCAGUGACCACUUUCCGGUGGAGGUGACCCUCAAGUCCCACAGAUGACUCGAGGCCUGGCUGGGGCAUGCCACCUGCAGACCCUGGCCCUGAGGAAUGGCCCCACAGUGGCCCCUUCAGGGUAGCAGCCACCCUUCAGUGAGGCCCCAAGGCAGAGUCGGCUGGGCGUGGACCAGGGGCCAUGGACACGUAAUGGGCUGCCCUGCAACUCCAUUCCCCAUCUGUGAGACGGGCUGCAUCCAGCGACCUCAGGGGGUGUUGUCAGCCCCAUGAGGGGCACAGAGGGCACUGCCUGGCAAAUGUCUGCUCAAUAAAUGAGCCGCUCCCAGCCGGGCCCCACA
Messenger RNA from Mandrillus leucophaeus (drill), 1498 nucleotides. It is a transcript of the gene DNASE1L2, whose product is annotated as deoxyribonuclease I-like 2. Gene Ontology annotation, biological process: DNA catabolic process. NCBI's taxonomy places the organism in Eukaryota, Metazoa, Chordata, Mammalia, Primates, Cercopithecidae. The coding region runs from base 369 to 1205 and encodes 278 amino acids. The transcript is spliced from 7 exons. Gene Ontology annotation, cellular component: nucleus. The record is from RefSeq and is a predicted model, not a curated record. Gene Ontology annotation, molecular function: DNA nuclease activity.